Messenger RNA from Pipistrellus nathusii (Nathusius's pipistrelle), 801 nucleotides. NCBI's taxonomy places the organism in Eukaryota, Metazoa, Chordata, Mammalia, Chiroptera, Vespertilionidae. The record is from the annotation of a GenBank genome assembly.
AUGGUGAAGGUGACGUUCAACUCGGCUCUGGCCCAGAAGGAGGCCAAGAAGGACGAGCCCAAGAGCAGCGAGGAGGCGCUCAUCAUCCCGCCCGACGCCGUCGCGGUGGACUGCAAGGACCCAGAUGAAGUGGUACCAGUUGGCCAGAGAAGAGCUUGGUGUUGGUGCAUGUGCUUUGGACUAGCAUUUAUGCUUGCAGGUGUCAUUCUGGGAGGGGCAUACCUGUACAAAUACUUUGCACUUCAACCAGAUGACGUGUACUACUGCGGAAUAAAGUACAUCAAAGAUGAUGUUCUCCUAAAUGAGCCUUCUGCAGAUGCCCCAGCUGCUCGCUACCAGACAAUUGAGGAAAAUAUCAAGAUCUUUGAGGAAGAUGAAGUUGAAUUCAUCAGUGUGCCUGUCCCAGAGUUUGCAGAUAGUGACCCUGCCAACAUUGUCCAUGACUUUAACAAGAAACUCACGGCCUAUUUAGAUCUUAACCUGGAUAAGUGCUAUGUGAUUCCUCUGAACACUUCCAUUGUUAUGCCACCCAGAAAUCUAUUGGAGUUACUUAUUAACAUAAAGGCUGGAACCUAUUUGCCUCAGUCAUAUCUAAUUCAUGAACACAUGGUUAUCACUGACCGCAUUGAAGACAUCGAACACCUGGGCUUCUUUAUUUAUCGACUGUGCCAUGACAAGGAAACCUACAGACUGCAACGCAGAGAUACCAUUAGAGGUAUUCAGAAACGUGAAGUCGGCAAUUGUAUCACAAUUCGGCAUUUUGAAAACAAAUUUGGCGUGGAAACUUUAAUUUGUUCUUGA